UGGACGUCGCUACGUAGGUGCCAAUGUGCACCAUCCGUGGACAUGCGCUAGCUACGGAACGGUAAAGCGAACGUAUAUGGGUCUGGCCGCUCUCAUUCUUUUCUCUGGUCACAUCCAUUCUUAUCGCGAUAUACACAAUAGUCCAAUCAUAUUAAAACUCCAACUAAGCAACCAAUCAACUUUCAAGUAAAUGUGGUGUGAUACGCGUGGUGUGAUGCUUAAAAAAACAUAUACAUAUACAAUUAGAUUCAAAUUAGAUUUUUGUCAUUACAUAGCAUUACGUAGCAGUGCUAUCGCGAUGUCAAUAAAUGUCUGUCGAGGUUAUGUGUUGUUGCGUGAUAGUUAAAGUGCAAUUUAUAAAAUAGAUCUACGAACACAAUGAUUUGGUAACUUGCGGAUAAAUUUGUUUUGGAGAGCGUGACGUAAAUAACUGCGGGAAUGUUAAAGAUUUAGUCUUGAACGUGUCAUGGUAGACGAUACAGCAACUAUUCAUAAAGAUACUAAGUAUCGCAUAGUAAAUGCGGAUCAAAAGGACUCGAGAGAAACGCGCGUGAAAACAACAAUGCCUUCGGAAAUAAGAUCAGUCAGUGUGAGCGAUUGGCUCACCGUCGGUAUUCUUUGUUUCGUUAAUCUUAUCAAUUAUAUGGAUCGCUUCACUGUCGCUGGAGUACUAGAUGAUAUCAAACACGACUUUGACAUCGGCAAUGAUAUGUCCGGACUGCUGCAAACUGCAUUUAUCUUAAGCUACAUGAUAUUUGCGCCAUUAUUCGGAUACAUGGGUGAUUGUUAUAAUAGAAAAUUGAUCAUGACCAGUGGUGUGUUUUUGUGGUGCCUAACAACAUUUAUUGGUUCUUUUAUGAAAACAUUUGGCUGGUUCCUAUUUUUUAGAGCACUUGUUGGUAUAGGAGAAGCUAGUUAUUCCACAAUUGCACCAACAAUAAUUAGUGAUUUAUUUGUGCAAGAUUUACGUUCUAAAAUGCUUGCUCUAUUUUACUUUGCUAUUCCAGUUGGAAGUGGUUUGGGUUAUAUUAUUGGAGGUGAAACAGCUCGUAUUACUGGCCACUGGCAAUGGGGAUUACGUAUUACUCCUAUAUUAGGUAUUGUAGCCAUUUUUCUCUUACUUUGUGUAGUAAGAGAACCCAUUAGAGGUGAACGAGAAGGUGGCGUUCAUUUAACAAGAACCAGUUGGUCUCAUGACAUUAAGGAAUUAUUAAAAAAUCCAAGCUUUAUGCUAUCUACUGCAGGAUUUACUUGCGUUGCAUUUGUUACGGGUGCGCUGGCAUGGUGGGCACCAUUGUACCUGCAAUCAGGCUUUAAGUUGCUUCCUAAUGGGAACAACGUUAAUCAAGAUGAUGUUGCAUACAAGUUUGGAAUAAUUAGUAUGGCAGCUGGGUUGAUAGGUGUACCCUUGGGCUCAACUAUAGCACAAAAACUUCGUGUUCAUUGGCAACAAGCAGAUCCUGUGAUAUGCGCCACAGGACUUCUCAUAAGUGCUCCUCUAUUAUUCUUCUCUAUAAUUACUGCCAAUAUAAACUCCACACUUUGCUAUGUAUUAAUAUUCUUCGGACAAGUAUCGUUAAAUCUGAAUUGGUCUAUCGUGGCAGAUAUGUUAUUGUAUGUAAUAAUCCCUACUAGAAGAUCAACAGCACAAGCAUUUCAAAUACUUUUUGCGCAUGCUUUUGGGGAUGCAGGCAGUCCCUAUCUUAUCGGACUUAUAUCGGAGGGAUUGAAGUCCGUAUUUCUGCCCGACUUAGCUAUAGGAGGACAAUCUAGUGUUCAAGUUCAUCAAGAUUCGGAUGUCACUCAAGAUAUCAUCAAGUUUCGUAGUCUGCAGUAUUCAAUAUUUCUUACAAUGUUUGUAGAAGUCUUCGGUGCUCUAUUUUUCUUCCUGACGGCAUUACAUAUACAGAAGGACAAGGCGUUAGUUGACCUUGCUAUUGCAAGUGGAAGUAUUUCUGAUUCAGCAUGUAUUUGCAACGAUGCGGUUGACAGCGAAUUACAAAAUGAUAGAAAUACAAUAUUAGAAUUUAAUAGGCAUAUGGAGGAUGUGUCUCCUCAUUAGGAGAUGGAUUUCAAUGAUUUAUUUUUAAAUAAGCUAUUAUUUGACGAAUGUGUGGUUCUAUUAGACAUAGGCAGUAUAUUAUCUUGAUUCAUCAUAAUACAAAAUGUGCUUCCGGCACAAGAAAUCUAUUUUUUGUAUUAUAAUAUGCAAGGUGUCCGACAAUUACUUUAAUAUUUCUCGUAGAUAAAUAGAAGGAGUAAA
Molecule: messenger RNA, 2263 nt
Organism: Pseudomyrmex gracilis
Lineage: Eukaryota; Metazoa; Arthropoda; Insecta; Hymenoptera; Formicidae
Gene: spin
Product: protein spinster
Exons: 9
Coding region: 467-2062 (531 amino acids)
Biological process (GO): transmembrane transport
Cellular component (GO): membrane
Molecular function (GO): transmembrane transporter activity
Source: RefSeq, a predicted model, not a curated record